GAAAAGCGGCGACUCGUAACCGGCAACUAGUGAAAAUUUCAACACAUAAUUACAUUUUAUACGUAUGCAUAUACCUAAAACCAGCAAAGCCCACAAAUUACAUCAACCGUGGACGACAUGUUCUAUAUAAACGCCAGCAAUAGUAUGUAAGCUUUUCAUUUUAAACAGCUCACUAAAAGAUUCUUCUGUAGAUUACAUCAUUCGUGGGUGUCAAAGCUUUGCCGAGUAUGAAGGGAAUCUGAACAAAUUUCAUGUGUUUAAUUUUGAAGAAUUUUGCCAACCAAAAGUCGGAUGGAAACAAAUGUGGUAAGCAAUAUCUUGAAAAUACUCUGCACCAAUUCACAAUGGAGUUAUGUUAUGUUUUGGAAGCUUCGUCAACUAGAGAAUUUCAAGAUUUUGACAUGCGAAGAAUGGUAUUGUGACUCCAAAAUGUCAAAGAGUACCUGCCAAAUCAUAUUAAGCGAUUAUUCCCCAACGCAAGAGGCUGUUAUAGGUUAUGGAUUUGAAACAAAUACUGGUGAUGUACAAGAAUUGGAGAAUCCUCUUAAAUCUGCAGUAGUUGAUAUGUCAAGUUAUCAAUAUUUACUAGGAGAUGGGAUGGUUGGAAGAGUUGUUGUAGCUGAGACAGAUUUAUGGAUUUAUUCGGACAACAAUGAGUCAACGUCUGAACUCAUUUAUAGUUUGGAGUAUCCUGAUGAGUGGAUGAUAUCUAAAGCAGUUGGAAUUAAGACAACUUUACUAGCACCUGUAUUACCAUAUGGAAUUCUACAACUAGGCUCAUUUCAAAAGGUUGCUGAAAGCCUGACAGUAGGUAUUGAAUUAAGGGAUAGGUUCUUUACUCUUUCAGGCACAACAAUUGGCAACUUAUUGUCCAAUUACGAUGAUAUUCCUCUUCUUUGCCCUUCAUUAGCUAUGCUGGAACCAGAAAACAAUAGCGAUCCAUCCGAUUGGAACUGUCUACACAUAAUGGAAUAUGAGGACAUGAAUGUAAAUCAUGCUACUGAAUUCACAGAUUAUAAUUUGUCGACUGCUGAUCAACUUGUUCCGUUAAUAGGUCAAAAUUGUCUUGCACUGGAGGAACAUCCUUUCUUUAUUGGUGACCAGAAUAUAUUUUAUCCAUUAAGUCUAGAUACCAAUGUCGUUUCAACUACAUCAAGUGAGUUUGUUUAUCCUGACGAGAGACUAGAUACCACAGAAAUGUGGAUGCUUUCUUACCAAGAGGAAUAUUUUGAUGAUGGUAUAGUUAAUGGAGACUCAUGUGAUGGUAUCCAGAAUGGUUUCGUACCAGAACAUAUAACCGAAAUCACUCACAGUAACAUUGAUAAUAUAAAAGGGUUUGCAAGAGACUGUGAUAUACAAGUAAAGAACUAUAGGCAGUACUCACAAGACUCAUGUACGGAAUACUUAUACGCGAGUGAAGGCUUUGGAUUAUGUGAAAAUUUUAACGAAUGUGGUGAGGAAGAGCAACAUGUAACGAAUGUGCUUGCUGCUUCAUAUAAUAACGAAGAUAUUACUCUAUGUUAUGGUCAUGAUACAAGCAUAUCACCUUCCAUUGUACUAACGGAAAGCAGUCCUCCGUUUCAAGUGCAACAGUCUGCUUCAAGAAAUCUUGAUACCUUAUAUGUAAGGCAAUACAGUUGUACAUCAAAAUAUCAUAAUGCGGAUGCUAGAAUUCUAGCUUCACCUCUGCCAUUGAAUACUUUAGAAAGUACUGUUAUUGGAGGUGAUUCAUGGUUAGAAUGUACUUAUGAUCUAUACAAUAAGAAUACUAAAGUGCCAAAAUUCAAGAGGGGAAAGCAAACACCAAAAACUAAUUUUAGACCGAGGCCAAGAGAUAGACAACUUAUUCAAGAUCGACUCAAAGAGUUGCGCCAAUUGCUCCCAGAUAGUAAAAAAUGCAGUAUCGAUGAACUGCUGGACCAAACUACAAACCAUAUGUUGUUCUUGAAAAGUAUGGUUGAACAGGCUGAGAAAGUGAAGCAAUUCAAUGCUCAUGAGGUAAGUACAAAGAAUUCUCACAAAAACAUGGCCUCAAAAGCAAGAGAUAACAUUAACACAUGCCCUAUAAUCGUGAAAGAUUUGGAUCAUCCUUGUCAAUUUCUUAUAGAGAUGAUUUGCAUUAAUGAAGGAGUCUUCUUUGAGAUGGCUGAAGUAAUGCACAAAUUGAACUUGACAAUACUGAAAGGGUUCAUGGAAAUUCGUUGCAAGCAAUGGGCAAGCUUCAAUGUUCAAGCUUUGAAGGGAUUUAACAGACUGGACAUAUUUUGGCCACUAAUGCGAAUACUACAACAAAAUGGAAAUUGGAUGACUGACCAGUGGUGUCCACAAAAUUACGUGUGUCGACAAUCACCUAAAUAUAGAAUGUAAAGGAUAUUUAAGAACCUAAUUAGCACUUGCAUGCUGUUAUGUAAUUUGAUAGUACUCCGAUAGAAGUUUACGAUAAUGAACUUUAUUUUAACCAUGAGAUAAAAUUUUCACAAGGAGUAGAGAAUGCACUCAAACAAUUGAUGUUCUGACAUCUUCAUCAAUAUUUAUAAACCACAAAUGCUA
Molecule: messenger RNA, 2550 nt
Organism: Beta vulgaris subsp. vulgaris (sugar beet)
Lineage: Eukaryota; Viridiplantae; Streptophyta; Magnoliopsida; Caryophyllales; Amaranthaceae
Product: transcription factor LHW
Exons: 11
Coding region: 292-2367 (691 amino acids)
Biological process (GO): regulation of DNA-templated transcription
Molecular function (GO): DNA-binding transcription factor activity; protein dimerization activity
Source: RefSeq, a predicted model, not a curated record